CACGUCCGGCGCCAUGGACAGGACCCCCGCAGCUCUGAGGCGCUGGACCGCAGCAGCCGCGUGCCCUGGGACAGACCCCAGCCCGGCCUGCUGAGCCCGGAUGGGGCCGCGCUGGGCCCUCGACCUGGCCCUGGUGUGGAAGGCGGGCCUGACGCUGGGGCUGGUCCUGCUGUACUACUGCUUCUCCAUCGGCAUCACCUUCUACAACAAAUGGCUGACGAAGAGCUUCCACUUCCCGCUCUUCAUGACCAUGCUCCACCUGGCCGUCAUCUUCCUCUUCUCCGCGCUGUCACGGGCGCUGGUUCAGUGCUCCAGCCACCGUGCUCGUGUGGUGCUCAGCUGGGCCGACUACCUCCGGAAGGUGGCCCCCACGGCACUGGCCACAGCCCUUGAUGUGGGACUGUCCAACUGGAGCUUCCUCUACAUCACCGUCUCACUGUAUACGAUGACCAAGUCCUCGGCCGUCCUCUUCAUCUUGAUUUUCUCUCUGAUCUUCAAGCUGGAGGAGCUGCGCGCGGCGCUGGUCCUCGUGGUGCUGCUCAUCGCCGGGGGCCUCUUCAUGUUCACCUACAAGUCCACGCAGUUCAACCUCGAGGGCUUCGCCCUGGUGCUGGGCGCCUCGUUCAUCGGCGGCAUCCGCUGGACGCUCACGCAGAUCCUCCUGCAGAAGGCCGAGCUCGGCCUGCACAACCCCAUCGACACCAUGUUCCACCUGCAGCCGCUCAUGUUCCUGGGGCUCUUCCCACUCUUCGCCGUGUUCGAAGGCCUGCACCUGUCCACGUCGGAGAAGAUCUUCCGCUCGCAGGACCUGACGCUGCUGCUGCGUGUGCUGGGCAGCCUCUUCCUGGGCGGCAUCCUGGCCUUCGGCCUGGGCUUCUCCGAGUUCCUGCUGGUCUCCCGGACCUCCAGCCUCACCCUCUCCAUCGCCGGCAUUUUCAAGGAGGUCUGCACGCUGCUGCUGGCGGCACACCUGCUGGGCGACCAGAUCAGCCUGCUCAACUGGCUGGGCUUCGCUCUCUGCCUCUCGGGCAUCUCCCUGCACGUGGCCCUCAAGGCCAUACAUUCCAGAGGUGAGGGUCCCCCGAAGGCCCUGAAGGCGUUGGGCUCCAGCCCCGACCUAGAGCUUCUGCUGCGCAGUAACGCGCAGGAGGAGGACGACGCCGGCGCGGAGGACGAGAAGGAGUACUUCCUGGCGCAGGGCCCGCAGUGACAGCCCAGCCCGAGCUCAGGGACGGGGUCCAGCAGCCGCUCCGGCGGGCGUGCACGGCCCAUCCGGGGGCCGAGUCUGGACUGUUGAGGGGCUGGGCCUGCGGGGGCGUUUUCUCCCGGAGAGCGGAUCUAUUUAUAGUUUGGAAUAAAGGCUUUCUGGUCCA
Messenger RNA from Sorex fumeus (smoky shrew), 1373 nucleotides. It is a transcript of the gene SLC35H1, whose product is annotated as solute carrier family 35 member C2. The coding region runs from base 101 to 1210 and encodes 369 amino acids. Lineage: Eukaryota; Metazoa; Chordata; Mammalia; Eulipotyphla; Soricidae. The transcript is spliced from 9 exons. Gene Ontology annotation, biological process: UDP-glucose transmembrane transport. Gene Ontology annotation, cellular component: endoplasmic reticulum-Golgi intermediate compartment; Golgi apparatus; cis-Golgi network. The record is from RefSeq and is a predicted model, not a curated record. Gene Ontology annotation, molecular function: antiporter activity.